GCCUGUGUGAGUGUGUCUGUGUUAGUUUUCAGCGGAUUUUCUGCAAUCUAAGCAGAGCCGACCUGUUUGUGCAACAUUACCCAAUCAGGGCCACAGCCGUGGCUUGUCUUGUACAGUUGUCAAGGAGACUGUCCGCGCACAGGCUGUCUCGCUGCCCCUCCCUGGGGAUCCUGUGUGCUCAUUUGCCAUGCAAAAAACAAGGUGCUGCCAGAGACCCAACAACAAACAAAGCGGAGCUGAAAGGAGGAAAGGUACAGCUGUUAGCACCAGGACCACACCGCUGACAGCAAAGACUAGCUCACCUGUUUUGCACAUUUAGCCAUUUCCAUAUGGGCCGCCGAUGCUUACAAUUUUAUCACUGGAUUACGACUGGGUCAGAAGAGGAGCGGCAGUGUCGGUCGGUGUGGGAUUUUGGGACUUUUAAUUGGUAACUACAGACAGUAAUUGAGGAUUGCAAAGGCCUGGGUCAGAUCAGGACGCUUCAGACCAUGUACCUGUGUGCUAUACCAGAGACGACACCAAAGCACUUCAGCAAGUCAGGUGCUUGGGAGUGAGUCAGCAACCUGAUACAAAACCAGAGAGACCCAAAGAACGAGUGCAGGACCGGAUUACAAUGGGGGAAUUUGUCCUCUGGGUUUUCUUGGAAGUAUGGAGUCAAGGACUUCAGCAGCCUCAAUGCCAGAUGUGAAAGCCACACCAUGUCACUGCUCAGUGGCAGGAUCUCCUGCUGGCUGCAGCACUGACUUUCAAAGAUGUCUGUGCAACCUGCCGGCGUCCUUGUCUUUCCUUGGAGAUCCCUUGUCAGCCUUCUCCAGCUCAGCUGCUGUGCCGUACAGCAGCCUGCACAGUGAGCAGGGGCAGUGCCAGGUCAUGCCACGCUGCCACGGCCUGGGUCCGAGGUGCUGUUCCACGAGCUGCAUGCAUCCUCUAAAGCACGUUGACCCGCGGCUGCUCCCUGUAGAGGAGUGUGCUGCGAAGUGGGCCAGCCUGUGUGUCAACAACACCAGGAGCAGGUUGUAUCGGAGCAUGGAGAACCUUCACUGGACCGCCGUGUCAGACUCCAGUCUGUACAGUUUCAGCCCUCCAUUCAAAAGCGUGGACAGCGAGUUUAUCUUUCGUUGCACAGCCACCAGUCACUGGUACGACUCCUCCUCUGAGGAGGAACCUCUACAGCCCGCUCUGGACAAUACCCCCUUGUACUCCCGGAGAGUGCCUGUACGAAGAGACCUCCCUCUGUUUACCAGGGCUCCAGAGUGGCUCUUUCCUGCGCUGGAUGAGAAGAUCAUGAACGGAGAUGCCAUAAGAGAGUUAAAAGGGAAGCUAAGACUACAAAGCGUCAAGGUCUCAGAGCCUAAGAAACCUAUACGCCCCUCCCAAGUCUCCUUGGGUGAGCCAAUUGCUAAGGAUUCUCUUGAAAACAGGCCUCCCAGGAAGUGCAUCAACAGUUGUUCAAUAUACUGCUGCGAGGGGCCUGAGGAGCGCUCCGCUCCGAGUCAGUGCAGCACUGCAGUGAACAGGCAGAAGACCUUGUUUGCCCGCAGGAUAACCAGCCCCGAGGAGAUCAAGCAGGAGGUUAGGAGAAGACUGCAGCUCCGGAGGCAGAGCAGCACCCCAAACCUGAACCUCCACUCAGUGGAGCAAUGUGGAGAAGUAGUCAAAUCCCGAACGUCUGAGUCCAUUACGCAGCACAGCAGCAAAGCAGAACGCAGGGAGCUGUCACUGGCGGCUGUGGGCAGGAAGAGGUACUCAAAGGGACGGCUGCACAUCCCUACUUUUGAGGAGUUCAAGAGAAUGCGGAAAAGAGAAAACGGACAAGCCUCAGCCGUCCAGGGGGUGGCUCAGAAACAAAGCGAAGGAGGCUCUUGGGCAGAGGACGGGGCUGCUGGUAAACCAGUCACAGAGCAGACAAGCAAGGGAGGCUCUUGGGCAGAGGACGGGGCUGCUGGUAAUCCAGUCACAGAGCAGACAAGUGAGGGAGGCUCUUGGGCAGAGGAUGGGGCUGCUGGUAUACCAGUCACAGAGCAGACAAGCGAGGGAGGCUGUUGGGCAAAGGAAGGGGCUGCUGGUAAACCAGCCACAGAGCAGACGAGUGAGGGGGGCUGCCAGACAGCUCCACAGGAAAACCUGAACAACGUUUCUUCUGCAGACCAGGGAUGCUGCUCAGAAAGGUUGGAAUUUGAAAGCAGGUCUUGUGACAGCAGGGGUGAACAGCUCAAUUGUCAAGAGGACAGUGCAGCCCCUGACAGCACCUUGGGGGUCAAGACCUUUCAAUCAGAGAGUCUAGUCAGCCCAGUAUGCACAAGUCCGAUUCCGAGGUCUCCGUUAUCCCAUGGGGGAGGGAGUAGGGUAAACCAACAUCAGAGCAAAAAGAAAUUUAGCAAAGACUUUUCCUUUCGGGAUGAGCCUCAGGCUGCCGAGACCCAGUCCACCUGCUGCCCGUCGCUGCUGCUUGAGGCGACUGAUCUGUCCAGCUACGGGGCUAAAAUCUGCAGAAUGAAAGAGGGGUUCAUUGGCUCAGCUUUCGAUCUGAUCAAGAAAAGCUGCAGUGUAGAAACCGCUGCCGAGGCUCCGGUCACGGCCUCACAUGACAAAGCUGACAUCACUGCUCAAGGGGAAAACAAUCAAUCCAGAGCGGUUUCCAUGACAACGAAGGCCUGCAGCACGGAGUCAAAUAUCCAGCCUUCUGGAGCACAACCUGCAGAACCAUGUCACCCCAGCCCUGCUUGCCGGAGAUCCAGCUCAGACGCUGCCUCUGACGCCUCCGAGUCCGUGAAGGCUCAGAGAGAGUGCCGGCUGCGGCCCCACUUCAGCGACCCCAUGCCUGCCGACGCUGCCAAGAGGAAGCAGCUGGAGAUGAAGAUCGCCGCAGCAGCCCGGCUUCACAGCCAGCGACGGCACCAGGAGAGAGAGGCCGGUCCGGUUGUUGCCAAAGCGAACAUGAACAGCCUGGGUAGGACGGGGCAGGACGGGGGCAGCCCAAACACCCCCCACCGAGCCAAGCAGCGCUGGAGCAGCCUGAGCAGCGACAGCGGGGUCGUGGGGCUGACCGAUGACAAGGAGGAGGAGGAAGAGGAGGAGCUGCGGAGCGAGGUGGAGCGAGCGGACAGCGGCAUCGGAACAGCCAUGGCCAAGAACUGGAGGAAGAGGCAGACAGACAUUAAAGCCUGGGAGUCUCACAGACCGUGCUCGGACUGCGGGGAGCGGGACUCGGUGUCAGAGCCUGGGGCGGGCAGGAGGGACAGUCUGUGUGAUAAAUGUGCGAAGCUGAGGAUCGAACGCAAGGAGGCCAUCCUGGAGUUCAUGAGCACGGAGUGCAGCUACGGGGAGGAUCUGAGGAUCAUCAGGGAGGAGUUUUACAUCCCCAUGCAGACGGCUGGACUCCUGACCUCCGAGCAGCUGUCUGUGGUGUUCAGCAAUGUCCAGGAACUCCUAGAAGUGAAUGAGAAGUUCACAGAGCUUCUGCAAGCUGGUAUCGAUCAGGGAGAUGAAGAUCUUCUGAGUGUGUGCAUUGGCGAGAUAUUUUUAGAGUUUUUCAAUAUGCUUCCAGCAUUUCAGACCUACUGUCUCCAGCAAUCCACUUCAAUCAACAUGCUCAACACCUUGGAGAAAGAGAAAGAGCUGCUGAGGAUCUUUCUCGACGUCUCCCAAAACGAUAACAGCGCUCUGCGGCGCAUGAACCUGCGGUCCUUCCUGAUGGCGCCGCUGCAGAGAGUCACCAAGUAUCCCUUACUGCUGAGCCGGAUCAGCAAAGCCACCACAGAGAAGCACCCGGACCACAGCAGCCUGCGAGAGGCCAAGAGCCGCGUGGAGUCCCACCUGGAGCACAUCAACAUGAAGAGCAAGCAGGAGGGCGGCUCCUGGUCCCUGCGCUCCUUCCGUCGGGACAGCCGCAAGACCAAGGAUGUGAUCAACAUCGAGAUGAGGGAGCUUUCCUUGAAGAGUGCGGGCUGGCUGCGGGAGAGCACGCGCUUCAUCAUGGAAGGCCAGAUGCAGCUGUCCCAGCCCGUGGACGGGCAGUGGGUCAGGAAGGGCAGCAAGGCCCUGAAGUUCCAGAGCAUGCAUGUGCUGCUGAUGAUCCACAUGAACCUCGACGGGGGGGCAUCUUCGGACAGCUUCGCCCAGCGGAAGCCCGUGAGGGAGGCGGUCCUGGUGCUCAUCAAGGACAAGAGCAGCGGGAAGUUGGCAAUGCUCAGGGAACCCGUCCGUCUCAGCAACUGCGUGGUGUCCGCAGACCCAGACUGUGACGACACCUUCGAGCUGCUCGACAUCCAGCGUGAGGCCUUCGUGCUCCGAGCGGCCGAGAGGUCCCGGACGCUGCAGUGGUUCCGCCAAGUCAAGAGGUACUCCCGCGAGCUGGGUCUCUGGAAGAAGAGGCGCAACGCCAUGCCGAACAUCAUGAUCAGCACUGUGCAGACCCGCUCCUAACA
Messenger RNA from Polyodon spathula (Mississippi paddlefish), 4427 nucleotides. RefSeq lists its product as uncharacterized. NCBI's taxonomy places the organism in Eukaryota, Metazoa, Chordata, Actinopteri, Acipenseriformes, Polyodontidae. The record is from RefSeq and is a predicted model, not a curated record. The transcript has 8 exons. The coding region runs from base 649 to 4425 and encodes 1258 amino acids. Gene Ontology annotation, biological process: positive regulation of Rho protein signal transduction. Gene Ontology annotation, molecular function: guanyl-nucleotide exchange factor activity.